AUGGUACGGACUGCAAUUGCCACCAAGAACAAGAAGAAACCAGCGGACUUUAAGCGGCUCAAGCGCAAGGUCGGUCGCCGUGCCACACCUGCUGCCAAUGUCACCUCCGUUGGUAUCACAUCACGUCGUAUCAAUCUGCUCGAACAAUCUCUUCUACAAGAUAAGGUAGGGGCUGCCCAAUUGACACACCGUUGUCAAGCAUUGCCGGAGCUGCUGCAACAAGCUGGUCACUACAAUGCACACGUACGACAGCGUGCCCUGCAAGGUCUAAAGGAAUUAGCGAAUCAGGCGACGGCUGGCAAUCUACGAGCCAACGCGUCCGUGUUACUCGAGCGCUUCCUGCCCACUCUAUUGGACGAGGAGGGCGUAGUGCGUGACGCGGCAGUCCAGGCGUGGAAGGCGAUGCUACCGGUUCUUCGCAAUGUCCUGGCUCCUUUUGCAACACUAGUGGCCACUUAUUUCUGCAGUGGCUUGACUCAUUUGCAAGUGGGUGUUCGGCAGGACGCACUGAAAGCCAUUGGCGAACUGGUGAAUGAAGCACCAGAAUUGCUAAAGGAAGAUGCAGGACGAGAAGCUUUGGCCAGGCUGCUGGAGAACUUUCGAGACUUGAUUUGUGCCGCGCAGACUCAAGGUAUUAAGAUGAUGAACACGUACGAUUUGUUGAUUGGCUCGAAGACAACGAGUAAAAAGGGAGCGGAUGGACGCAAGAAAAGCAAUCAGAAGGGCAAGCAAAAAAGUAACAAGAAACUACACGCGCCAUCGGGAGCAUUGGCACUGAGGUUUGCGGCACUCAAAGUGCUGCAUAAGCUGCUAUUGUCGGUCAGUGCAAGACGGAGUGAUAGUAAAAUUGGGGUGGCUGGAAGUGCUCGGUCUGCUUCUGUGACAACCACCAAGACGCUUCUUUUGUAUCCGACCCCGCAAUUUGUUCAGAUAGGCAUGUUUGCUGCUGCUUCUUUGACGAUGAGCGCUGGAGUGAAAGCCAGUGCUUCGUGGCAGGAGAAGGUGCGAGCACUGCUACCUGCACUGCUGGAGUUGUGGCUAGAGUGUUUGGAAGGAAGCACUGACGCGCUGUCGGACGUGCAUGUCGAGCACAUGAAGUACAUUGUGGAAUGCACGACUGCUGUGAUUGUUGCUAACAGGGAUAUGUUGAAUAUUGAUGCGGAAGAGGCUAAAACCAAUGAAUUUUUCCAGGCAGCGCUGAAGCUACAUGAAAAACUUCUAGCGCCAGAUAGUUUCCCGAUGCUGCCAGGUGCGAGUGCGGCCCUUGCUGCAGCUUUAGAUGACUCAGGGAUUCUUUCGAGAUGGCAUGGUAUGAAUGCGUCGCUCGCCAAAUUAUCAUGUGAAUACCUUUGCGUUCCUGCUUUAAUGCGUAGCUCUGGUAAGGAUCUUCAAAGUGAGGCGCUAGAGCAACGUGUAUGCACGUAUGUCGUCACAACUCUUGCAAAGUACACGAAAACGCCUGAACUCCGCGCCGUCGCUAGUAUGCAGAAUGUGCUCCAGCCCCUCCUGGAAGUUGUCGCUCUUAUCUUGGCUUCAGCUUCGGAGCAUAUCGAUUCCUCGGCGUCUGAGAAGAUAGCUGACGAACGUACUUGCUUACUGAACGCGGUGACUCAGUUCUAUGUGCUUUGCACACCAAAAUCGGUGAGCUUCCGCAGCUGCACAGCAUUUGUCGUUGAGCAGCUAGAGAUUGCGUUGCAUAGACAACAGCAACAAAGUCGAAAGCUAGCGUGGCCAAUGGUUAUGCAGUGGGUGGUGUGUCUUGCUGAUCUUCUAGGUCAACUCGAUCCUCAGCACAUGGAGCUUGGUAGGCGCAGCUUGCUUGCAUUGAUCUCAGUUCUCAAACAGCUUCCUGGUGAAUUUACGAGGGGUGAUCAAAUGGAUGGCGUGUUGGCGAAUCUCUCGAGUUUCUUUGACUUGGCAGCAUUGCCUUCUUCUUCGAUGUCAGAAGACGAGCAACAAAAAAUGCUGUCGAGGACGCGGUUCGACGCUUUGGAUUCGGCGGACCAGCUAGCCUUUGUGUCGCUCGUGUAUCAUCUACCCCGGUAUCCUGUGUCUCUACUGCGUGCGCUUACCAGUUGUUGCAAAAGCCCGCGCAUCCAUAGCGAGGCCAAAAGCUUUCUUGUAGACAUUUUGUUCCAGCGACGUGAAGCUUUGGAUCUUGCUCACUUCGUGAGUUUCCUCGUUAGCACAGCGCUUGCACCAGCGAAGGCAAAUGCUCAGCAGCAGCGACAGCAGCUACAGCUUGUUCAUCAUGUUUGUCAUACUUUUAUCGCGAUGAACUUGGGUACCUUGCUUCCGAAAAUUUUAGCACCAACUUUGGCGAAGGCUCAAGCUGGUAAAGGGAUGAACUCGAUGGAGCUGCACACGUUGAUGUUGCUAUACUGCACAUGCGUGUCCUCCGCUACAACUGGUAGCGCUGAGGCUCAUCAACAACGCUCAGACAUUCCUGCAGAGAUGAAGCGACAGCUGGUGGGCUUAAGCGUGAAUGUUCUGGCAAAGUACACUGCAUCAUUGGCAGGUGAGCAGUCGUCAGCGCCGGAGGAAAUUGACUCUCGCGAACAGGAGCGAUCACUUGUAAAGACUUGCGUAUCGACUCUAGUUCUUGGAGAGAUCAGCAUAUUUGCCAGCUUUUUGGAUGAGCUUUUGAUGGCGCAACAACAAGUGUCAGUCAUGAUUUGCCGUUUGCGCGUCCUUCAAGCACUUGUGCAGACUUCGAGCCUGGCAGGAGCAUUCCGGCGGCACCGGAACCACACAGAGUGUCUGUUGCAAUUGGUGGAGCAGCAACACGCUGGUGAGGACGAUGUUACACAGCAUGUCCGGCUGGUGCGAGACGACAUUGAGCUUCAAGCAAUAGGACGAUAG
Peronospora farinosa is the source of this 2862-nucleotide messenger RNA. The record is from the annotation of a GenBank genome assembly. NCBI's taxonomy places the organism in Eukaryota, Oomycota, Peronosporomycetes, Peronosporales, Peronosporaceae.